Molecule: messenger RNA, 1314 nt
Organism: Erigeron canadensis
Lineage: Eukaryota; Viridiplantae; Streptophyta; Magnoliopsida; Asterales; Asteraceae
Exons: 2
Coding region: 1-1314 (437 amino acids)
Biological process (GO): telomere maintenance; DNA repair
Molecular function (GO): DNA helicase activity
Source: RefSeq, a predicted model, not a curated record
AUGCAAAACGCUUAUUUCAAAGACAAAGAUAAGCUGAAAAACGUGGCCAACAAUCCCCAUGCAGCGAAGACAACUCUCACUGAAUGGCUUCUUAAUAACCGCUACGAUGCGAGAGGCAGACACCUGUGCUAUAUUGAUUACAUUUUAGAAUAUCGAUGGGAUGCCUCUUACAAAUGUUGGAUUCGCAAAUCAUUCAGAACAAAACCUGCCACAGGAAGACUCAUUUACGUACAUCCAACAUGUGGUCAACUAUUUUACUUACUGAUGCUUUUAACACAUCAGCGAGGAUGUCAGACAUUUAAAGACAUUCGUAGAGUAAAUGGACAGGCAUGCACUACCUACCGGGACGCUUGUGAGAAACUAGGAUUAUUACAAGACGAUAAUGAGUGGUCCACUGCUAUUAAUGAGACUGCCUUUUGGGCAACAGCAUCAGAAUUGCGGACUUUGUUUACUCACAUGCUAUUAUAUUGUGAGGUUUCAAGCCCGGAGAAAAACUACGAUAGGCACACUCUUGGAACUGAACAUGCAUCAUUGAAACAACGCUUGAACAAUGAACAAUUGCAAAUUUAUGAUUACGUUACAAUAAGUUUAGAGACUAAUAAGCAGGUCCUAGCUUUUGUAUAUGGACAUGGCGGAACUGGAAAAACAUUUUUGUGGACAACAAUAAUUUCAGGUUUACGCUCUCAUGGGAGAAUUGUUUUAGCUGUUGCAGCUUCUGGAAUAGCAUCCUUACUACUCCCGUCUGGUAAAACUGCACAUUCAAGGUUCAAAAUUCCUCUAGACCUAACUGAUGAUUCUACUUGCAAUGUCAAGAAAAACACACAUCUGGCACAAUUACUUAUUGAAACUUCACUUAUUAUUUGGGAUGAAGCCCUGAUGAGUGAUAGAAAAUGCCUCGAAUCAUUAGAUAGGACUUUGAAUGACCUGAACAACGACGAUAGACCUUUUGGUGGUAAAUCUAAACUAUUAGGAGGUGAUAUCAGGCAGGCACUACCAGUGAAAUGCAACGUCUCAAAAGAAGCCAUCUUAGCGUCAUCAUUACCUAGAUCCUACUUAUGGAAUACAUUCCAGGUCUUCAAAUUAACUGAAAAUAUGCGUCUUCAAAGACCAGAUUUAGACCAACGGCAAAUAGCAGAAAUUUAUAACUUCUCUUCAUGGCUACUUGCAAUCGGAGAUGGUAACCUUGGUACACCUGAUAAAAACGAUCCUCAAAACACCAAGACAAUAGAAAUCCCAUCUAAUUACAUAAUACCUUUUCUCGAAAAAGCACUUACUGACCUUAUCCAUUUCAUAUAUGACGAUGACACCUUAUAG